Messenger RNA from Salarias fasciatus (jewelled blenny), 2031 nucleotides. RefSeq lists its product as uncharacterized. The record is from RefSeq and is a predicted model, not a curated record. The transcript is spliced from 3 exons. Gene Ontology annotation, molecular function: GTP binding. NCBI's taxonomy places the organism in Eukaryota, Metazoa, Chordata, Actinopteri, Blenniiformes, Blenniidae. Bases 1286 to 1912 code for a protein of 208 amino acids.
UCACGCUGACGGAGAUGCCGAAAUGAAUGAAUGACUUGAGGGAAUGAGCUGAGUGACCACCAGGCUUAAUAUGAGGCAUUGGACUGCAGGCUCUACGGGACAAAGCCCAUUCGUUAACAGCAAUCUGACACGACAUCCCAUCGUCACCAUGGCAUCUACCAUCUCAUCCAAGUAUCAAGAACUGGUCUCCAGAAGCAGGCUGAUCUCAGGAGGACGUCCCAACAUCUACCAGCUGGAACCCACCAAGAAGGAGUGUGGUGCUCUGACCAGACUGACUGUUGGAGAGAGAAACCUGAACAGACCCAAUAAAACCAUCCUGCUGGUUGGUGAAAGAGGAACUGGAAAGUCGACACUGAUCAAUGAUCUGUUCAACCACAGCAUGGGAGUGACGUGGGAGGACGAAGUCUGGUUCCAGCUGGUGGAGGAGAGCUCUGAUCAGAGUGAGAGUGCCACCUCAGAUGUUAUGGUGUACCAGAUCUUCGAAUUUGAAAGUAAUGCUCCAGCCAACUCUCUGACCAUCAUCGAUACUCCGGGAUUCGGAGACAUCGGAGGGACAGAACACGACGCAAUCAUCAGUGAAAGACUGCUGGACAUGAUUCAAGUGAGGGCGGUGUGUGCAGCCUUGACGCGGUGGGUCUGGUGGUGAAGUCCAGCGUGAAUCGUCUGAGUGACCGACUGUCGUACACCUUCAACUCAGUGAUGUCUCUGUUUGCAAAAGACAUGGAGAGAAACAUUGUGGUUCUGGUGACCCACUCAGAUGGAAUCACACCUCAAAAUACUCUUCAGGCUCUCGAUGCAGCCAAAAUCAAAUGUGCGAGGAACGAGAAGAACCAGCCAACUCACUUUCUGUUUAACAACCAACAGAAAACAGAGAGAACAGAGGAAGAUGAAAAAAGUUUGGAGCAUGCAUGGAGAAUCUCCAAGAGAGGGAUGGACCAGUUCACCGCCUUUUUAGAUGGAACGACUCCUCAGGAACUGGAAGAAACGGCCGAAGUCCUGCAUGAACGUGUUUGUCUGACAGCCUGCAUCCAAAACCUGCAGGAGCAGAUCCAUCUGACGAAGCUGAAGAGACCAAAGAUCCAGCAGAAGCAGGAAGCUGUGAGAAAACAUGAAGUAACAAUGGCACAAAAUAAGAACUACGAGGGUUUAUAGAUGAGUCAUACAAAGACACAGAGGAGAUUCCUGGAGGCUCGGGCUCGGGCUCGGGCUUGGGCGGCGUCAUGGCGUCGAUGUGGGCAACAUCGUCGCGGCGAACAUUGUGGGCAGCGUCAUCGUGGGCGUCGUCAUGGGCAACGUCAUGGGCUGUGCCAUACGCGGCGCCGGUGUGCGGCUCCAUGGGUGUCGUCAUAGCCGUUGUCUUGUCCUACAUCGUGGGCUACGACGACGACAUGAGGAGUCUCGUGGGCAGUCACACGGGCGGCUGAUGGUCGGUGCCGUGAGCGCCGUCGUGGGCACCAUCAUGUGCGACAUCGUGAACAGCAUCGUGAGCAGCUGUUGUGGGCAGCAUCGUGUGCGGCGCCGUGUGCGGCUCCAUGGCUGUCGUCAUAGGCGGUGUCUUGUCCAACAUCGUGGGCGACGACGACAACGUGAUGAGCCUCAUGGGCAGCUACAUGGGCGGCGUCGUGGGCAUCAUCGUGGGCAUCAUCGUGGGCCUCAUCGGGGCCUCAUCGUGGGCAUCAUUGUGGCUGGCGCCGUGCGCAGCAUCAUGGGCGGCGUCGUGAGCAGCAUCACGGGCGUUGCCGUGUACGUCGUCGUGUUCAGCGUCAUCGUGGUUGGCAUCAUGCUCAGCAUCAUGUACUUUGUCUCCACGCUUGGGUCCCGAAGUUUUCAGGAGCUGUCCAACUGCAAGUCCUGCGAGGAGACGUGUCACUAUCCAUGCACUCAGGCCAGGAAAGUGAGAAGUGUCGUGUGAUGAAAGAUGGCCGCUGCACUGCUUGCAGAAACAGGUGUCCUGCACUGGAUCACAUCAAAGACACUUGGAAAUAUGUCACUAAGACACGGAUAGUGCCAUACACUGAUGAAACUCAUGAA